AACACCACCACUCCCGGCAUCGACAGCCUGCCCUCCUGCGCUGUUCCCUGCAUUCAGAUCGCCGUCAAGUCGGCAUCCACCUGCCAGCUUGAUGAUCUCCCUUGCCUGUGCAAACAGCGCGCAAAGAUUGCACAGUCUGCCAAGAAAUGCAUCCUUAGUACAUGUGGUGCCAAAAAGACCUUGAGUACGUAUUUU
Trichoderma harzianum CBS 226.95 is the source of this 195-nucleotide messenger RNA. RefSeq lists its product as hypothetical. The transcript has a single exon. The annotation marks the transcript as partial. NCBI's taxonomy places the organism in Eukaryota, Fungi, Ascomycota, Sordariomycetes, Hypocreales, Hypocreaceae. The record is from RefSeq and is a predicted model, not a curated record.